AUGGAUGCAAGCUUCUGGCACAGCCACAGCUGGACGCUGGUGUCGGAUGUGCUGCUGAUAGAGGGCAUCUGUGUGCCUGACCUUGAUCGCUGCAUGGGAGUACAAUGCCGAGGGUGCCCUCCGACCACCGCCAGCUGGGAAACAUUUGCCCAGAAGCUCCCUCACUCCCUCCAGGAGCACACAGGCACUAAGGCCAGCUAUGCAGUUCCACCUCCACCCCACCAGCCCUCCUCACUUCAGGUGGACCACCUCCACCUGCACUUCAGCCACAGCCACCGCCGCGGCGGCGGGAAGGCGGGCGCAGGCCCUGAGCCGCCGCGUGGGGGCGGAGGCGGUGCCUGCGGCGCGGCCAGCCCGGCUCAGGCCCGCUCCCCGGCGGCUAGGGUCCCUUCCUCUCCCUCCCUCCCUGCCGGCCAGGCCCCCUUCUCCCCGGACCCGGGCGGCGGGGCAGCCUGCGGGCGGUGGCAGCCCCCCGGCAGGCGGGCGUGUGCGCGGCGGAGGCGGCGCUUGGCGCGGAGAGGGGGCGGUGCGGCGGAGCCUGCGCAGCUGCCGGCGCCCUUUAAGCCGCGCCGCCCGCUUGCCCGCCUGGGUGUCUGUGCAGCCUGGGAGCCGCGCGGGCAGGAGCCGUUGCCAGCACCGCGCCUUCCUCCUCCGGUUCCCCUCCUCUCUGCAUCGCUGCCCCCUCCUCCCCACUCUCUGACCCGCCGCAUCCCCGCUCCUUCCGCCACAGCCAGCUCUAAGAUGCCCCGCUAUGAACUGGCUUUGAUCGUGAAAGUCAUGCAGAGGCCUGAGACUGCAGCUGUGCUGAAGCGCACUGUUGAGGCUCUUAUGGAGAGAGGAGCCGUUGUGAGGAACCUAGAAAACCUGGGAGAAAGGUCUCUACCUUACAAAAUCACCAAGCACAUGGAGCGCCACAGAAGAGGAGGGUAUUUUUUGAUAGACUUAGAGGCCCCACCUACGAUUGUAACGACCAUGAUGGAUCAUUUAGGACGUGAUAUUGAUGUAAUUAGACGUGCUUUCAUAAGGCAUCCUCUAUCAAAGACAGAAGAAUGCAGUGGCAUAAUCCCAGUCGACUAUAACGAUAAACUACUUGGCAAGAAGUGAAAUACUCAAAAUAGUGUGUUUGAAACCUUUAAAAAAUGUUUUGCUCCUGUUUUGGAAAACAAUUGUGUUAACUGAUGUCCAUUAUAAAUAAUCAUUUUUGGCCAUGUUAUGUGUGUGACACAGUACACUAAAUCUAUUGUAAUACUUGAGGUUUCUUUUUGUUUAGAAUAGUUUGAAUAGAUUUGAUCUGUAUGCUUAUCUGGAUA
Messenger RNA from Neopsephotus bourkii (Bourke's parrot), 1310 nucleotides. It is a transcript of the gene MRPS6, whose product is annotated as mitochondrial ribosomal protein S6. The record is from RefSeq and is a predicted model, not a curated record. The transcript has 4 exons. Gene Ontology annotation, molecular function: small ribosomal subunit rRNA binding; structural constituent of ribosome. Gene Ontology annotation, biological process: translation. Bases 1 to 1104 code for a protein of 367 amino acids. Lineage: Eukaryota; Metazoa; Chordata; Aves; Psittaciformes; Psittacidae. Gene Ontology annotation, cellular component: ribosome; mitochondrial small ribosomal subunit.